Molecule: messenger RNA, 2427 nt
Organism: Fusarium redolens
Lineage: Eukaryota; Fungi; Ascomycota; Sordariomycetes; Hypocreales; Nectriaceae
Exons: 3
Coding region: 1-2427 (808 amino acids)
Cellular component (GO): cytoplasm
Source: RefSeq, a predicted model, not a curated record
AUGGGUAAUUCAAACACAAAAGAGUCUCGCCCCGAAGGCGAUUCUCGUCACUACUCAGGUCCCGGCGAUCCUUCAGUACGCGAGCAUUUACAAAACGCCAACUCGAGAUCGAACCGACGAAUGAGCAGAGCCGAGAUAAGCAUCUUUGGUAUCGGCCCCAGUUCCUCUCGCAAUCGUGAACAACAAGAUGCCCCUUUUGAGCGUCGCGAAACAAAGCAGGAGCGUGAGGCGAGGAGGUUAGAAAGGGAGCGCGUGGCUCGAGCGAAGGAACGGGAGAGGAGUAUGCGCGAAGAACAUGUCGAUGGUGGUUAUCUGGUUACAUUGGGCACCUACACUGGCACUGAGGACUUUAGCAAGCCUGUCGUGAGACAGCUACAGAUAGAGAGAAAGCUUGCGCCAUUCUGGCGAGGCCUCAAUGAUUGGUCUUCGAGCUGGGCCGAGCAUCAACUCGUCGCUGCUGCCCACAACCCAUCUUCUUCGAGCCAGAACCUCCAUAACUUGACUGUGCCUAUGGGACCUAGGACACUUUCUGCCGCAUCGGAUCGCAGUGCAUCAAACACAGGUUCCGCUCUCCCUUCACCGUCGACACCUGGAGCGAGCAAAUCGCCUUUCAAGCCUCGAGCCAAAGCUCUUGCUGCUGCACUCAGUGGAGGUUCUCGAAAUGCCUCGUCAACCGAUUUGACACCCAAGGAGAUCGCUCUCCCUCAUGAUCCCUUUGUUAAUGGUCAACCUAUGGAGGUUUUCCUUUACAAAGAUGCUGAGGAGUGCCCUAUCUGCUUCCUGACAUACCCCCCUUACUUGAACCGCACCAGAUGUUGUGACCAGAAUAUCUGCAGCGAAUGCUUUGUUCAGAUCAAGCGCGCUGAUCCUCACCUUCCUGAGCAUCACCCCAACGGUGAAGCUCGGGAUCCUAAUGAAGGUCUCAACCCGGACGAUCCGCCCGAGAUGCUUAUCUCGGAGCCUUCGGCAUGCCCCUACUGCCAACAGCCUGAAUUCGGCGUCACUUACGACCCUCCUCCCUUCCGCCGGGGUCUUACCUACUCGAGCAACCCAUCACAUGGCACCGCCAUGUCUUCACAGACUUCACUAAACAGCACACUACACACCCCACCCAUACCCGGCCGUCGACGCGCACAUAGUUUGUCUGCGAACGCGCCGAAUGUUAUCACCACCGAUCGCGUGCGUCCCGAUUGGGCGGCGAAACUUGCAUCAGCGAGGAACCACCAAGCUCGAAGAGCUGCAGCAGCAACUGCCCUUCAUACGGCUGCAUUUCUCAUGGGCGGAAACGAACAGAGAUCGAUUCUUCGCCCUGGUAGGUUUGGCCGAAGGAACACUGGAAACAACGAUUCAAAUGCUAGUCCCAGCCCCAGUGGACAGGGCCAAGCAGACAGUGCACAGGACGACGCAAGUGAGGGGCCGGAACCUGGAGCUAGAGGAUCUUCACGGAACGGUACAGGACGAAGGAGUCGCAUGGACGAACUUGAGGAGAUGAUGUUUAUGGAGGCUGUUCGUCUUUCUCUAGCUUCUGAAGAAGAGCGCAAACGUAAGGAGGAAAAGGCUAUUCGAAAGGAGACUAAGAGAAGAGAGAAGGAGGAGCGCAAGGCCGCCAAGAAGGGUGGACAUCCAUACAGUGGAAGUGCAAGUGGUGCGAGCGCUAGUAGCUUGUCACUCGGAGGAUUGGGUCGACGACGAGGCAACAGUACUGCCAGCAAUCUCCGUGUAGAAGCCACCAUGUCUAGGGCAUCACAAGCUUCGAGCACCCCGGAUUCGCCAGCAGAACCGAAAGCUAAGGACGACGGCCCUGCUGGAAAAGGCAAGGGAGUGGAUCGUGGCACGUCUGACAACCAGGCCGGACCAACUUCAUCAUCGAGUUCUCUACCGUUACCGGCUGGCCCUUCGCGUGGAGGAUCACAUCUUAGGCAGAUGAGCAAUGCUUCCUCAGUUGGGUCUUCCGUCAACGAUAGCCCCGUUGGCACAUACACAGGGCCUGACUACCUGGGCGCCGAUGGAGGUCCUCGGUCUAGUGGGCUGAGCCUUGGUGCUUACAGUGACGACGGAGAACGCGAUGGUGGAAGCGCCGGAUCUGAGCCUAUGUUUAACUUUAGUAGCCUCGCCCAGAUGGUCGGCGCUGAUCUCGAAAAUGGCCAAAUGCAUCGCGACGACGAGGGAGAGUCUCACGAUACACAUGGUCGACCACUCUCACAAGUGAAAGAGGACGAGAAGGAAGACGCAGAGGCAGAGCAUGUUGAGGGCGUAACAACUGCUAAGACAGAAGUCGUCCCCAGUUCUCUGGCUGCACCGGCUGUUAUGAUCACACCAGAAACUCCCGCUCCUGUGGACGAAGCAGAACACGAGGCUAAGCAACUCGGACAUUCUCAAUUUACAACGGUGACAGGCCGACCUGCUACAGAACAGAGAUACGUUUGA